CGGCGGCGGGCGCGGCGCGCAGCCCCCAACCGCCACCCGCUGUUCCCCCAGUACAACUACCAGGCGGAGGUGGCGGAGAACCAGCCGGCGGGGACGGCGGUGGUGGCCGUGGCGGCCCAGGACCCUGACGGGGGCGAGGCGGGGCGGCUGGUGUACUCCAUGGACGCCCUGAUGAACAGCCGCUCGCGGGAGCUCUUCAGCAUCGACCCGCGGGCCGGGCUCAUCACCACCACGCAGGCCCUCGACCGCGAGAGCAUGGAGCUGCACUACUUCCGCGUGACGGCCGCCGACCACGGGGCGCCCCGGCUCUCCGCCACCACCAUGGUGGCCAUCGCUGUGGCUGACCGCAACGACCACGACCCCGUCUUUGAGCAGGGCGAGUACCGGGAGACCAUCCGGGAGAACGUGGAGGAGGGAUACCCCAUACUGCAGCUGCGGGCCACCGACGUCGACUCCCCGCCCAACGCCAACAUCCGCUACCGCUUCGUCAACGAGCGGGCUGCCCAUGCUGUCUUCGAGAUCGACCCACGCUCCGGCCUCAUCACCACCAGCGGGCCGGUGGACAGGGAGAAGAUGGAGAGGUACUCCUUGGUGGUGGAGGCCAACGACCAGGGGAGGGAGCCGGGGCCCCGCUCCGCCACGGUCAAGGUCUACAUCACGGUCCUUGACGAGAACGACAACACCCCUCAGUUCAGCGAGAAGCGCUACAUUGUCCAGGUGAGGGAGGACAUACGGCCCCACACCGAGAUCCUGCGCGUCACUGCCACGGACCUGGACAAGGACAACAACGCGCUGGUCCACUACAACAUCAUCAGCGGAAACAGCCGGGGCCAGUUCUCCAUUGACAGCAUCACUGGGGAGAUACAGGUGGUGGCCCCACUGGAUUUUGAGGUGGAGCGAGAGUAUGCCCUGAGGAUCCGGGCCCAGGAUGCGGGACGCCCUCCCCUCUCUAACAACACUGGCAUGGCCAGCAUCCAGGUGGUGGACAUCAAUGACCAUGCCCCAAUCUUUGUCAGCACUCCUUUCCAAAUCUCUGUCCUGGAGAAUGCUCCCCUUGGCCACUCUGUCAUCCACAUCCAGGCUGUGGACGCGGACUACGGCGAGAACUCGCGCCUGGAGUACAAACUGACGGGGGUCUCAUCUGACACGCCCUUCGUGGUGAACAGUGCCACGGGGUGGAUCACCGUCAGUGGGCCCUUGGACCGGGAAUCGGUUGAGCACUAUUUUUUUGGGGUAGAGGCACGGGACCACGGCUCUCCAUCUUUAUCUGCCUCUGCCAGUGUCACUAUCACUGUCAUGGACGUCAACGACAACCGUCCGGAGUUCACCCAGAAGGAGUACUUCAUCCGCCUGAAUGAGGAUGCGGCAGUGGGGACCAGCGUCCUCAGCGUCACAGCGAUCGACCGGGACGUGAACAGUGCCAUCACCUACCAGAUCACAGGAGGCAACACACGGAACCGCUUCUCCAUCAGCACGCAAGGCGGGAUGGGGCUCAUCACUCUGUCUCUGCCGCUGGACUACAAGCAGGAGAGACGCUACGUGCUCACUGUGACGGCCUCCGACCGUACCCUGCGUGACAACUGCCAUGUUCACAUCAACAUCACCGAUGCCAACACACACCGGCCUGUGUUCCAGAGUGCCCACUACUCUGUGAGCAUCAAUGAGGACCGGCCUGUGGGCAGCACCGUGGUGGUGAUCAGUGCCACGGAUGAUGAUGUGGGGGAAAAUGCCCGCAUUACAUACUACCUAGAAGACAACGUCCCUCAGUUUCGCAUCGAUCCAGACUCCGGGGCCAUCACUCUCCAGGCAGAACUGGACUAUGAGGACCAGGUCACGUACACAUUGGCUAUCACCGCCAAGGACAACGGGAUCCCCCAGAAAGCAGACACCACCUAUGUUGAAAUCAUGGUGAAUGAUGUUAAUGACAACGCCCCCCAGUUUGUCAGCCCUCAUUACCAGGGCAUGAUAUCUGAGGAUGCACCUCCCUUCACCAGUGUGCUCCAGAUCUCUGCCACCGACCGGGAUGCCCACACCAACGGGCGAGUGCAGUACACCUUCCAGAACGGGGAGGAUGGGGAUGGAGACUUCACUAUAGAGCCCACCUCGGGGAUUAUUCGCACUGUCCGCAGGCUGGAUCGUGAGAACGUUCCCGUCUAUGAGCUGACUGCUUAUGCUGUGGACAGGGGCAUCCCUCCGCAGCGAACUCCUGUCCAUAUCCAGGUUACCAUUCAGGAUGUGAAUGACAAUGCUCCUGUCUUUCCCGCUGAAGAGUUUGAGGUCUUGGUAAAGGAGAACAGCAUCGUAGGCUCUGUCGUGGCCCAGAUCACGGCUGUUGACCCAGAUGAGGGACCCAAUGCCCAGAUCAUGUACCAAAUCGUGGAAGGCAACAUCCCUGAGAUAUUCCAGAUGGACAUCUUUUCUGGGGAGCUCACAGCCUUGAUAGACCUGGAUUAUGAGACAAAACCCGAGUAUGUUAUUGUAGUGCAGGCCACCUCUGCCCCUCUGGUCAGCAGAGCCACAGUCCACAUCAAACUCAUUGACCAGAAUGACAACAGCCCUGUUCUCAAGAACUUCCAGAUCCUGUUCAAUAACUAUGUGUCCAAUAAGUCCAACACCUUCCCCUCGGGGGUCAUAGGGAAGAUCCCAGCUUAUGACCCUGAUGUGUCUGACCGCCUCUUCUACACCUUUGAGCGGGGAAAUGAACUGCACUUGUUGAUUGUAAAUCAAUCGAGCGGGGAGCUGAGGCUGAGCCGUAAGCUGGACAACAACCGUCCGCUCGUGGCCUCCAUGCUGGUGACUGUCACAGAUGGGAUCCACAGUGUGACGGCACAGUGCGUCUUGCGGGUGAUCAUCAUCACGGAGGACAUGUUAGCCAACAGCAUCACGGUGCGGCUGGAGAACAUGUGGCAGGAGCGCUUCCUCUCCCCGCUGCUGUCCACCUUCCUGGAAGGGGUGGCCACAGUGCUUGCAACGCCCAAGGAGGACAUCUUCAUCUUCAACAUCCAGAACGACACGGAUGUGGGCGGCACAGUGCUCAACGUCAGCUUCUCAGCGCUGGCACCGCGGGGCGGGCGCUACUUCAGCUCAGAGGAGCUGCAGGAGCAGCUGUACAUGAAGCGCAUGGCGUUGACGGGUGCCUCCAUGCUGGAGGUGCUGCCCUUUGAUGACAAUGUCUGCCUGCGGGAGCCCUGCCAGAACUACAUGAAGUGCAUCUCUGUCCUUAAGUUUGACAGCUCAGCACCCUUCAUUGCCUCCCCCUCCACUCUCUUUCGGCCCAUCCACCCCAUCACUGGCCUGCGAUGCCGCUGCCCGCAGGGUUUCACCGGGGACUACUGUGAAACAGAGAUCAACCUCUGCUACUCCAAUCCCUGCCUGAACGGUGGGAUUUGUACCCGCAAGGAGGGGGGAUACACAUGUGUUUGCCGCCAGCACUUCAGUGGUGAGAACUGUGAAGUGGACAGUCGCUCAGGGCGCUGCGUGCCCGGCGUGUGCCGCAACGGCGGCACCUGCACCAACAGUGCCGAUGGGGGCUUCCGCUGCCAGUGCCCAGCGGGUGGCUUCGAGACGCCCUUCUGCGAGGUGUCCACACGGUCCUUCCCCCCACGGUCCUUCGUCAUGUUCCGGGGCCUGCGCCAACGCUUCCACCUCACCCUCACCCUCUCGUUCAGCACCGUGGAGCCCAGCGGCCUUCUGCUCUACAACGGGCGCCUGAAUGAGAAACACGACUUCCUGGCAGUGGAGAUCAUCCAGGGGCAGGUCCAGCUGAAAUACUCCACAGGAGAGUCCAGCACAGUGGUGAGCCCCUAUCUGCCAGGGGGUGUGAGUGAUGGGCAGUGGCACACGCUGCAGCUCCACUACUACAACAAGCCCAAGGUCAGCGCCCUGGGGGUGGUGCAGGGCCCCUCCAAGGACAAAGUGGCCAUCUUGACAGUGGACAAGUGUGAUGCCUCAGUGGCCCUGCAGUUCGGCAGCGAGAUUGGGAACUACUCCUGUGCUGCAGAGGGUGUGCAGACCAGCUCAAAGAAGUCCCUGGAUCUCACAGGUCCCCUGCUCCUCGGAGGGGUCCCCAACCUGCCGGAAAACUUCCCUGUCACUCACCGUGACUUUGUGGGGUGCAUGAGAGACCUAUACAUUGACAGCAAACGCAUUGACCUGGCCUCCUACAUCGCCAACAAUGGAACUGCUGCAGGCUGCCAUGCCAAGCACACGUUCUGCGACUCCAGCCCCUGCAAGAAUGGUGGCACCUGCUCUGUCAGCUGGGGGACCUACUCCUGCCUCUGCCCUGUUGGCUUCGGGGGCAAAGACUGUCGCCACCCCAUGCACCAUGCCCACUAUUUCCAGGGCAACAGUGUCCUGACCUGGGACUUCAAGACAGAUGUGAAGAUCUCAGUGCCAUGGUACUUGGGGCUGGCGUUUCGGACCCGCCAGCUGGACGGGGUGCUUCUGCAGGCCCAUGCUGGCCAGUACACCACCCUGCUCUGCCAGCUGGCUGGGGGCCUGCUCUCCUUCAUGGUGAGCAAAGGGUCCGGGCGCAGCACCAGCCUCCUCCUGGACCAGCUGCGGCUCAGCGAUGGGAGAUGGCAUGACCUCCAGCUGGAGCUGCGGGAUGUCCGCAGUGGGCGAGACUCCCGCUACAUCAUCACCCUCACCCUGGACUUUGGGCUCUAUCAGGAUACGGUGGUUGUCGGAAAUGAACUGCAUGGCCUGAAGGUGAAACACCUGCACGUGGGGGGAGUCCUAGGCUCUGGUGAAGUGCAGAAUGGUCUGAGGGGCUGCAUACAGGGUGUGCGACUGGGUGACAGCAUCACCGGGACUGUGCUGCCCAAGCCCAGCCAUGCCCUGCGGGUGGAGGCUGGCUGCAGCGUGCCGAGCCCCUGCGACUCCAGCCCCUGCCCAGCCAACAGCGUCUGCAAGGAUGAGUGGCAGAGCUACUCCUGCAUCUGCCAGCCAGGGUAUUAUGGAGGGGACUGUGUGGAUGCGUGUCACCUCAACCCCUGCAAGAACAAGUCGGUGUGUCGCCGCAAGCCAGGAUCACCCCUGGGCUACGUGUGCGAGUGCGGAGGGAACUUUUUCGGGCAGUACUGCGAGCACAGGAUGGACCAGCAGUGUCCGAAGGGCUGGUGGGGGAACCCCACCUGCGGGCCCUGUAACUGUGAUGUGAACAAGGGCUUUGACCCCGACUGCAAUAAAACCAACGGGCAGUGCCACUGCAAGGACUUCCACUACCGCCCCAAAGGCAGUGACACCUGCCUGCCUUGCGACUGCUACCCCGUGGGCUCCACCUCACGCUCCUGUGACAGGGAGACAGGCCGGUGCCACUGCCGGCCCGGGGUCAUUGGGCGCCAGUGCAAUAGCUGCGACAGCCCUUUUGCCGAGGUGACGUCCAGCGGCUGCGAGGUGCUCUAUGACGGCUGCCCCAAAACCCUGAAGGCAGGUGUGUGGUGGCCCCAGACCAAGUUUGGCUUCUCUGCUGCAGUGCUGUGUCCUAAAGGCUCCUUGGGUGCAGCUGUCAGACACUGUGAUGAGGAGAAAGGCUGGCUGGAGCCAGAUCUCUUCAACUGCACUUCACCUGCCUUCAAGGAGCUCUCCAUGCUGCUGGAGGGCUUGGAGAGAAAUGAAACUGAGCUCAACACAAUUGAAGCCAAGAAGCUGGCCCAUCGGCUCAGAGCAGUGACAGACCACAUGGACCACUACUUUGGCAAUGACGUGCACAUCACCUUCCGCCUGCUCUCCCGCCUCAUGGCCUUUGAGAGCCAGCAACGUGGCUUUGGCCUGACAGCCACCCAGGAUGCCCACUUCAAUGAGAACCUGCUGCGUGCGGGCAGCUCUGUGCUGGCACCCGAGAACCGGGAACACUGGGCCAUGCUGCCGCACAGUGAGCACGGCAGUGCCAGCCUCAUGGAGCAGCUGCGGGACUACUCGGGCACACUGGCCAGCAACAUGAAACUCACCUACCUCAACCCCGUCGGUGUCGUCACCCCCAACAUCAUGCUGAGCAUCGAUCGCAUGGAGAACCACUCCCAUAUCCGCCGGCGCUACCCUCGCUACCACAGCAGCCUCUUUCGUGGCCAACCCGCCUGGGACCCCCACACCCACGUUGUGCUGCCGCUGUCGGUGCUGAGCCCCCCGAAAGCUGAAGCUGCCUCCACAGCAGUGCCCACGCUGGCUGGGGGCGAAGGCAACUACACUGUGGAGAACUCCCCGAGGCAGGUGCUGCCGGAGCCUGAGCCCGCUCUCACUGUGAUCAUCCUCAUCAUGUACCGCACCCUGGGGGGGCUGCUGCCUGCACGCUACCAGGUGGAUCGCCGCAGUGUCAGGCUCCCCAAGAAUCCUGUGAUGAACUCCCCCAUCGUGAGCGUCUCUGUGUUCAGCAAUCACACUUUCCUGCGAGGGCCCCUGGACACCCCUCUCGUGCUAGAAUUUCACCUGCUGGAGACAGCCAACAGGAGCAAACCUCUCUGUGUCCAGUGGAACCACUCCAACCCGACCAACCCCUCCGGCUUCUGGACAGCCAGGGACUGUGAGCUUGUGUAUCGAAACACCACACACGUCCACUGCCAGUGCUCCCAGUUCGGCACCUUUGGGGUUCUGAUGGACAGCUCGCACCGAGAGCAACUGGAAGGUGACCUGGAGACGUUGGCAAUUGUCACCUAUUCCUUGGUGUCUCUCUCCUUGGUGGCUCUGCUGCUGACCUUCUCCUUCCUGACCUGCCUCAAAGGCCUCAAGUCCAACACACGUGGCAUCCACUCCAACAUAUCAGUCACCCUCUUCUUCUCUGAGCUGCUCUUUCUCCUGGGCAUCAACCGCACCGAGAACCAGUUUCUUUGCACUGUGAUUGCGAUCCUCCUCCACUGCUUCUUCCUUUCCACCUUCGCCUGGCUCUUCGUCCAGGGCCUCCACAUCUACCGCAUGCAGACGGAAGCCCGCAACGUCAACUUCGGGGCCAUGCGUUUCUACUACGCCAUCGGCUGGGGAGUGCCUGCCAUCAUCACCGGGCUGGCUGUUGGCCUGGAUCCUGAGGGCUACGGGAACCCUGACUUCUGCUGGAUUUCCAUUCAUGAUAAGCUGGUCUGGAGCUUUGCAGGCCCCAUUACUGUCGUCAUUGUGAUGAAUGGUGUCAUGUUCCUGCUUGUGGCCAAGAUGUCCUGUUCCCCAGGCCAAAAGGAGACCAAGAAGAAAUCGGUUCUCAUGACGUUACGGAGCUCCUUUGUUCUGCUUCUAGUUAUUAGCACUACCUGGCUCUUUGGCCUCUUGGCUGUCAACAACAGUGUCCUGGCUUUCCACUACCUCUACACUGUCCUCUGCAGCCUCCAGGGCCUGGCUGUGCUGGUCCUCUUCUGUGUGCUGAACGAGGAGGUGCGGGAGGCCUGGAAGCUGGCCUGCCUCAGCAAGAAGGGGCAGAGUGAGGAGGCCACGAGGAGCACGCAGGGCCCCAACGCCUACAACAACACAGCGCUGUUUGAGGAGAGCGGGCUCAUCCGCAUCACCCUGGGGGCCUCCACCAUCUCCUCGGUGAGCAGCGUGCGCUCUGCCCGCACCCACUCCAGCCAGCGGGCUUACCUCAGAGACAACGUGACAGCACGUCAGGGCUCAGUCCUAGAUCACAGCCUGCUGGCUCAUGCCGGCCCCACGGACAUCGAUGUGGCCAUGUUCCACCGCGAUGCUAGGGGAGACCAGGAUUCAGACUCGGACAGUGACCUGUCUCUGGACGAAGAGCGCAGCCUCUCCAUCCCAUCCUCGGAGAGUGAGGAGAAUGUACGCCUGCGGGGCCGCUUCCAGCGCCAGUUCAAGCGGGCGGCACACAGCGAGCGCCUCCUCACAAACCCCACCAACACCACUCCCAAAGACGUGGAUGGAAACGACCUCAUGUCGUACUGGCCAGCUCUGGGUGAGUGUGAGGUUCACCCCUGCUCCCUGCAGAAGUGGGGCUCCGAGCGGAAGCUGGGAUUUGACAUCAACAAAGAUGCAGCCAACAAUAAUCAGCCAGACCUGGCCUUGACCAGUGGGGAUGAGAACUCCCUCACCCAGACCCAACGGCAAAGAAAAGGGAUUUUGAAGAACCGCCUCCAGUACCCUCCGACUCUCCAAGGCCUGCCGUCUGUCGGCAGGAUGACCAAUGAGCUGACGUGGUACAAGACCUCCACGCUGGGUCACAGGGCUGUCCCCGCUGCCUCCUACGGCAGGAUCUACUCUGGGGCAGGCAGUCUGUCACAGCCAGCCAGCCGGUACUCAUCGCGGGAGCAGCUCGACAUGCUGAUGAGGAGACAGAUGUCCCGGGAGCAGCUGAGCAGACACAACUCAGGAGAGUGCUUGGAAGCCCUGCCCAGCCGGCAUGGCUCCAGGGAGGAGCUGGACACUAUCCCCAGCAGACAUGGGUCUACUGAACACCUGGAAAGUAUCCUGAGCAGACACGGGUCUAGGGAAAACUUGGACAUACUCGCUGCUAGGCCCAGUCAGAGAGAUCAUGGGAACACGCUGCCCCGGAGGCAGGGCUCCAGAGACCACCUUGACACUUUACCCUGCAGAUUUGGGUCAAGAGAGCAGCUAGACUGUGGGCCAGUAAGAGAGGUCUCUAGAGAGUGGCUAAACACAUUGCCAAGUAGGCAAGUGUCCAGAGACCGAAUAGACACAUUGCCAAAUCGAGAUACUUCUCGAGAAAAAUUGGAUUUGCUCUCUAGAAGACAGCCUUCAAGGGACCAGCUAGCAUCAGCUAGACAAACUUCAAGGGAGCAGCUGGACUUUCUGUCCAGAAGAUCUAAUUCCAGAGAGCCUCUGGACACAGUGCCUAGCAGGCAUCCCUCGCAGGACAACCUGGGGAGUCUCUCUAGGAGGCAGUUGUCUAGGGAAAGCCUAGAGCCGCUGUCGAGGAGGCAGCCUUCUAGAGAGAACCUGGAGGCUAUUCCCAGCCGACAUCCUUCCACUGAACAGUUAGAUAUCCUUUCUUCCAUCCUUGCUUCUUUUAACUCCUCCGUCCUGUCCUCGGUGCAAUCUUCCAGCAUGCCUUCAGGCCCCCAGACCACUGCCACCCCAUCUGCCGUGCAGACCUCCUCGACACCCUCUGCAGUGUGCCCCUCAACACCUCGCUCCACCACCUCUCACAGCAUUUCAGAGCUGUCGCCAGACUCAGAAAUAGCAAGAAACGAGGGCCAUUCCUGAGGGGCCAAAGAUGUCCACAAGAAAGACAGAAGAAGCUGGGCCCUUUGCCUGGCCAGGCGCUGCCAGCUAAGGUUUGGUGUCCCCAGGGGUCAGGGGCCAGAACUGAUGGUGGUCAGAGGCCCAAAACCAACCCUGCCUUCCCCUGCCCCCGGGGCUGAGGGGCCGGUAGCCCGCACCACCCACUGCUGGGAGCCUCCAGGCUCUUGGCUGCCGCCGUGCUCCCCACCGUCGCCUGCCCAGUGUGACAGGUAUGGCAGGAGCUUGCUUGGGCGAGGGUGGCAUCGCCGAGCAUUUCCUCUGUGAGAUGUUUGUGUGCGGUGUGUGCGUGUGUGUGCACGGAGGGUGGGCAGGGCAGGGGGGACGGAAACAGCCCAGGAUGUGGGGGCGGGGGAGGGUUUUUCUACCUUUUUGUAUCUUUGUAAUCAGAGAGAAGAGAAAUUUCUAUGGUUAUUUUUACGGAUGGUCUGUUCCCAGGACCUUUCACCAACAGCCCUUUGCCAGCUUUCCUGGGGGUACCAGGGACUGUGAUCCUGGUGGACUGGAGAGACAGUGCCAGGCAGCCCUUACGGCUUUGCCAGCACUGCUUCGUCCCAUCCGCACUGCGGGACAGCUGGCCCCACUGCCCCUUGCCCUCCCAUCGUGCAGCUCCACCCGUGUCUCGAUGUGGCCUGGCAUCCCUCAGUCCUCUGCAGCCAUGCUGGCCCUGCAGCCAGGACCCCUCUGCCCUCCCGUAAGACCCCCUUGGGGCUGCCUCCCGCCCGUGAGCCAGGACUGUGCACCAGGGAGAGCACAAACAAGCGGGGCAGUGAAUUGAGCACCCACUGGGGGAGGAAGCAAACUUUGCUCUUCAGUCCCAUCGUGUACCAGGGUGGUCCCACUCCUGUAAGUGCUGGUUUCCUCUGCUCAGCAAACAAGGAGCAAACAAGCACUGUUUGUACCCACUGUAUGUUGUGCUCUUUAACCUGAUUGUUACAGAGCAAACCUCUGUUGCUUUGUGGGUCCAGGCAAGGAGCUGGAUGACCCUAGCUCUGCUCAGCAGCAGAUUAGGCCGUUCCCAGAGCCAGCACUCACUCUGCAGAGGAUUAACAUCUACAAGAACAUGAUGUGACUCCAGUCUCAGGGUCCAGCAUUGCCCACAAGUGUUGUAUCUAGCUGGUUCCCUGUGGGCUCUGCGUACAUACGCACAUGUCCCUGUGCUCUUGGGCUGGCAGAGGACCCCAGGUCAGAGUGGCCUGGAUUUUGGGAGAUGAACAGCACUUUGCCCUCGGGAAAUCCAGGCUCCCCUGAUGGUUUCUCUGCUCUGGUGGGGGUCUGGCCCUGGUCUUCCGCUGGCCCUGCUGCAAAGUGACACUCCUCUGUGCCUAUCCCAGCCUUGGACCAGGAGCAUUCGGCUCGGGGGGGCCGGCACGCUCCCUUUCAGCUGCCGAGAGUGAUGCCUCUGCUCAGUUGCCCCCAUGGUGCUCUUGGAGCUGCAUGACAGCAUGCUCCUUACUGCCUUACUGCCAUACUGCCGUAGCAUCUUACUGCAGCCUAGCCUGACAUGUUUACAGGAGGACCUGUGCUGCUGUCCUCCAGGCCCCCAUGGGAGGCUGAGGCCUCUUGGCUACCUCCCUGAGUCAGCAGGGAGAGUGUGGAGGGAACUGAAGGGCUGGGUGAUGGGGGUGCCAUGGGCCUGGCAGGGGCUGCCUGCCCCAGCACAGCCCUGACGAGGCAGGCUCGCCACCACCCUUCUCCCAGGAGUGGGGCAGGAAGGGCCUGCUGACGUGUUUACAUGCCAUUCAGGACCAGCAGCACAGAGGGAAAGCAAGCCGGCCCCACAUGCUGGGAACAGCCUGGCCCCUCCAUGCUGCCUGUCUUUGCCUUUGGGAACAAGCUCGUUUACAUGUUUCUCUCCGGCUGUGCAGCACUAGUGCCAGAGUCCUGGGGUCCUGUUCCUGCUAUGCUGUAGGGCCCAUGUUUCUGCCAAGUUGGGCACAGGGGCUCUUUGUGUUCAUGCCAAAUGGAGAGCAAGUGACAAGUGCCAAAAAGAAGAGAGCAGCGGAGCCGAUGGCUGUCCCCACAGAACUGGGAUGGUCAUGAAGCAGGAGUCAGUCUGUGGCUUGGUCCCUGAUUGUAGUGCUGUGGCCUGGGCUCUGGGGAGCAUCCUCCUUGGGUUUGGGUUUGUUUUGUUGGCGGGUUUGGUUGGGUAUUUUUUUUCCUCUCUCCAUCUCCCAAUUCUGUGAGCAGGGAGCAGGGAGAUGCCUGCAGCCCCCCGCCCCUGGCUGUGUAAAAGUGUGUCAUGGAAGCGCCAGAUUUGGAAA
Molecule: messenger RNA, 11456 nt
Organism: Athene cunicularia (burrowing owl)
Lineage: Eukaryota; Metazoa; Chordata; Aves; Strigiformes; Strigidae
Gene: CELSR3
Product: cadherin EGF LAG seven-pass G-type receptor 3
Exons: 35
Coding region: 160-9156 (2998 amino acids)
Biological process (GO): cell surface receptor signaling pathway; homophilic cell-cell adhesion; G protein-coupled receptor signaling pathway
Cellular component (GO): plasma membrane
Molecular function (GO): G protein-coupled receptor activity; calcium ion binding
Source: RefSeq, a predicted model, not a curated record